Messenger RNA from Penicillium coprophilum, 1365 nucleotides. RefSeq lists its product as uncharacterized. The transcript has 3 exons. The coding region runs from base 1 to 1365 and encodes 454 amino acids. NCBI's taxonomy places the organism in Eukaryota, Fungi, Ascomycota, Eurotiomycetes, Eurotiales, Aspergillaceae. Gene Ontology annotation, biological process: oxalate metabolic process. The record is from RefSeq and is a predicted model, not a curated record.
AUGCAAAUUACUUAUUUCCUAUUCAGCCUGGUGUGUUUCCAGGUUGUAUGGGCUAUCCCAGCCCCGGAUAACAACCUGCGGAGGCUACUGCAAGUACCAGCCAGCCAUUCUAUGCGAUUGUUCGGUCAACAGCCAAUUUCCGGACACCCGCCGUUCUCUCCUGGGCAUCGCGACCCGUAUGAUCACAAGGUCGACACUGUCGGCGAUGAUCGACGGCCACUCCCAAUCCGUAAUGGAGAUGGAACAACCGUGAUGGGACCGCGCAAUCGAGACCGCGAGCGCCAGAACCCCGAUCUUAUUCGUCCACCAAGUACCGACCAUGGCAGUAUGCCUAAUAUGCGAUGGAGUUUUGCAGAUUCACAUAUUCGGAUUGAGGAAGGUGGAUGGACGCGACAAACGACUAUCCGCGAGCUGCCCACUAGCCGCGAACUGGCGGGUGUAAACAUGCGUCUUGAUCAAGGGGUAAUUCGCGAACUUCACUGGCAUACAGAAGCCGAAUGGGCGUUUGUACUUGCUGGAAAGGUACGAGUCACUGCGCUCGAUUUGGAAGGUGGAACUUUUAUGGACGACUUGGAGGCAGGAGAUUUGUGGUAUUUCCCUGCAGGACACCCACAUUCACUCCAGGGUCUGGGUGAAAAUGGCACAGAGUUCCUUUUAAUCUUCGAUGAUGGCAACUUCUCUGAAGAGUCCACCUUCCUGUUGAGUGAUUGGCUGGCUCACACCCCCAAAGCUGUUCUGGCAGAGAACUUCCGUGUGUCCCCAGACAAGUUCGACAAAAUCCCGAAAUCCGAGAAGUAUAUAUUCCAAGGCUCCAACCCGGGAAGCAUUGACGAAGAAAAGCCACCCACCUUCAAAAAGUCAAAGAAACAAUUCACACAUCACUUGCUCGCCCAAGAACCUCUCGAUACAAGCGGCGGUCGUGUCCGCAUUGCGGACUCUUCCAACUUCCCAGUUUCCAAAACAGUGGCAGCCGCCCAUCUAGAAAUCGCACCAGGCGCAUUGCGCGAGAUGCACUGGCACCCCAACGCCGAUGAGUGGACCUAUUUCAAGAAAGGUCGCGCUCGAGUGACCAUUUUUGCGGCGGAAGGAAACGCCAGAACGUUCAAUUACAUGGCCGGUGAUGUGGGAAUCGUGCCUCGGAAUAUGGGGCACUUCAUUGAGAACCUGAGUGACGAUGAACCGCUGGAGGUCCUGGAAAUAUUCCGUGCGGAUCGAUUCCGGGAUUUCUCUCUGUUUCAAUGGCUUGGUAGCUCACCUCGCCGAAUGAUUGUUGAGAACUUGUUUCCUGGUGACCCUAAGGCUGCGGCGGAAUUUUUGAAAAAGAUUGAAGAUGCUGAAAAGGAUCCUAUCAAGGAUACGAACUAG